Molecule: messenger RNA, 1522 nt
Organism: Clarias gariepinus (North African catfish)
Lineage: Eukaryota; Metazoa; Chordata; Actinopteri; Siluriformes; Clariidae
Gene: olfm4.2
Product: olfactomedin 4, tandem duplicate 2
Exons: 5
Coding region: 16-1398 (460 amino acids)
Biological process (GO): signal transduction
Source: RefSeq, a predicted model, not a curated record
CAGAAAACCUAAGCCAUGAUGCAUCGCAUUAUUUCGCUCCUCCUUUUGGCUGGCUCAGCGUACGGUUGGCUGCCAGUGGAGCAGUGGGGCUCUGGGAAUGUCACGGGCAGUGUGGGAGAAUCCGGGCAGUGUAUCUGCAAUGUCUUCCUUCCCGACACUACCUUCCCGGCAGACCGUAUGGAUAUUGUGCAGAUCACUUCUAAUAAGCUGUCUGCCGAUGUGGAAGUCUAUAUUAAAAAGUUAACUUCUAUGAAGGCCGAGCUGGUUAUUCUUCUCUCGGAGCUCACCAACUUGACCAGCCGUUUAGAGAUAGUGGAAAGCGGGCCUGACAAGUACAUCAAACUGGAGUUUGAUCUCCUGAGGGUCGAACUGCGUGAGUUUGAAUCACUGGUCACACACCUGAAAACAUCCCUUAACUCCUCCUCAUCUAUCUUCGACAGUCUUUACAGUGAGAUCCGCAAUAUGAGCCUGACUGUAGAUCAGCUGGAAAGCUAUGACCGGAGCAACUUAGAAGUGAUCCGCCUUGAGUUUAUGAAACUUCAGAAGAAGCUGGAGAAAUGCAGAGAUGAACAAGACGACUUCUCCAAUGCAGCGAUCGGUUCCUGUAAGCAUGGCGGCAUUCUAAGAAUCAGCAAGCCCGUAGUUAGCCAGCUGAAUGCAGAUCUGAGUGGAAGCUACUUGUACGGAGGAUGGGGCAAAGACUCUAGCCCUGUGUCUGGUUAUGAAAACAUGUACUGGUACUCUGCUUUCUCUAGUACACUGCUGAGUAGAAUUCAUGUUUAUUCAGACUAUUACAAAUUAAUCAUGAGACAGCCAAUGAAAACCUAUGAGCUUUAUACCAGUCAUGAUUGGAGAGGUUUGGGCAAUAACUACAUUGUGCGUGGUAACACACUGUACUAUCAGUACAGGGAACCGUUCAGCAUGGGGAAAUACAACAUGACCAGUCAGACGGCAGUGUACAGGGUGGUGCCAAGCGCCAGUAACAGGUUCUCCUAUCAAUAUUCCGACAGUCAGAAUUUAGACUUUGCAGCUGAUGAGAGUGGAUUGUGGGUGACGUACGCUACAGAGGUAACAAAGGGUAAACUGGUGCUGGGUAAAAUAGAUGAAGCAGCGUUUGCACUUUCAGAGGUUUGGGAAACCAACAUUUUUAAACAAUCUGUCACGAAUGCCUUCAUGAUAUGUGGCAUUCUUUAUGCUACACGUUCUGUAGAUACCCAAACUGAAGAGAUCUUUUACACUUACAACACACGCACGAGACAGGAUAACUAUGUUAGCAUUAAGUUUGAAAAGUUCCAGGAUUUCUAUGUCAACUUGGACUAUAACCCUAGAGAUCAGAAACUCUACAUGUUCAACAAUGGCUAUUACGUCUCUUAUAAUAUUAAGUUUAAGAGUGACUAGACAUUCUCUGUCAAACCAAGUAUACUGGAAUGUUUGAAGGUGUGCGUUUAAUUCCCUGGUUAAUUAUGAGGACAAAUGUAAUUUUCUGUUUUGGAAAUCAAUAAAAAAAUAGUUAAAGCAUGAA